AUGACACCAUCUUCUCAAAUCAGAAUCAAGACUAGUCGACAUGCUCGUUCUAUCAGCUUUCCAUCAAGAACCCAUCAGCUCAUUCCUCAGUUCGAUGAACACUUUAACAGACUCAAGGAAAUGGAGUCCACAUCUAGUUCAUUACCUUCUCUGGGAGAUAGGUUGAGUGGCCUUCAAGAUCUGUAUGUUUAUGCAUAUGACAUGAUACAUAUGCAAUCCUUGACAUUGGUUCAAGAAUCCAAUAAGAAACUAGCAGAUGAGCAACCAAGGACAUUUUCUCACAGGCCAAGUGCGAUGUGCAAGAGCUUCUAUCAUCUCUCCAAAGAAGUAACUGUUGCAUCUGGGAAGUAUUUGGCUUCCAGAAGGAAGGACAAAAAGGCAAUUCAAAAGGCUUUACAGGGUCUCACGAAUGUCAAGAUCUCCAAAAGAGCUGAUCAAUUGGAAGCCAUUGGUUUAUUCAACAGUGUCCAAUCUCCCACAAUUUCUGUACUUGAAUCAUCCUUGACUUAUGUUAUGGGGACAAGGGCACGCUCAAGCUUGGUCUCGAAGCUAAUCCGCAACGAAAGCAAGGACACAAACAAAAAUAAAUUUGACCAAAUAAAUGAUGCUUUGGGAGUGCUGGAUAUUGAGAGCAUCCAGAGACUUUUGGAAGAGAUGGAAUUCAAAAUUCAAGAUAUUGAAGAAGGACUAGACUACUUGUUCAAACACUUGAUCAAGACAAGAGUUUUGCUCCUUAAUAUGCUUAGCUACUAG
Molecule: messenger RNA, 753 nt
Organism: Impatiens glandulifera
Lineage: Eukaryota; Viridiplantae; Streptophyta; Magnoliopsida; Ericales; Balsaminaceae
Exons: 2
Coding region: 1-753 (250 amino acids)
Biological process (GO): root development; shoot system development
Source: RefSeq, a predicted model, not a curated record